Opisthorchis viverrini is the source of this 4054-nucleotide messenger RNA. RefSeq lists its product as hypothetical. The record is from RefSeq and is a predicted model, not a curated record. Gene Ontology annotation, molecular function: protein binding; protein phosphatase regulator activity. The coding region runs from base 1 to 3309 and encodes 1102 amino acids. Gene Ontology annotation, cellular component: cytoplasm; protein phosphatase type 2A complex. Lineage: Eukaryota; Metazoa; Platyhelminthes; Trematoda; Opisthorchiida; Opisthorchiidae. The transcript has 10 exons. Gene Ontology annotation, biological process: protein dephosphorylation.
AUGGAUUUCCUAACACUCUAUGGGGUCUACGUCAGACUGUUCCUUGAAUACUCCAACCAAGUUGUCUACUCAGGGCGCACGAAAGACGUCGCCCUCAUUGAACGCGUCCAGCGAGCCGCUACGAAAAUGAUUGCCGGCCUCAAAUGCGUGGAUUACGAUACCCGUCUCGCGAUGCCUGGUCUCUUUCCCCUGGCGUAUCGUCGCCUUCGCGGGGACCUAAUUCUUACUUAUGUCAUGUACGAACAAAACUUGGCCAACAGAUGGACGAAGGCCGCUGGACGACUAGGUAUACCCGAUCCGGGUAGCUUUGGUGAAAGUGUGCAUCCGCAAAUCCGUGUCUUUUGUUGUGGCGUCUUUUGUUGUGCCUUUCAGGUGAACGACAAGAACAAAACCGAUCUGAGAAACUUGGGCAAAAGCCUCGAUCCUGUGUAUCAAUCCGUGAAUCCGUGGGCCAAUCACAAGUCUGUUGUGUCCGACGCAGUUACCGUAUACUACAACAGGGAUACCUUCUUUGCUAUACGGACUUACGGGUCUGUUGAUGGCUUCUCAAAGGGAGGUCGUUUGGACCAAUACAGGACCAGUUGUCAUUUACUUGUGGAUAUGGCGGACACGCAGGAGGCCUACUACCCGAUAGCUGUGUUGAUAGAAGAGUUGAGGAACGAAGACCUACAGUUGCGACUGAAUAGCAUACGGCAGCUGAAAACAAUUGCGCUUACUCUUGGACCAGAAAAAACCCAAUCCCAACUCAUUCCCUUUCUAAACGACACCAUUUGUGACGAAGAUGAGGUCCUGUUUGCUCUUGCGGAACAGUUGGGAACACUCGUACCCUACGUCGGCGGUCCUGAGCAUGCUCCGUCACUUCUUCCGCCGUUAGAAAAUUUCGCGGCGGUGGAGGAAGCCGCUGUUCGAGACAAAGCUGUUGAAUCCCUGCGUAAACUUGCUGUCUUACAUAGUUUGGAAGCUAUGGAAGAGCAUUUCUUCCCUCUUGUCCAGCGUCUGGUGCUGGGAGACUGGUUUACCAGUAGAACGUCCGCGUGUGCUCUCCUAAGUGUCGUCUACCCACGCAUUCGUCCCGCAAAACGUCAGAUUCUAAUGGAGAUGUUGAAGAAGCUAUCAGAAGAUGAUACACCAAUGGUUCGGCGUGGCAUUGCUGGUCGUUUGGGUGAACUCGCUUUGGUCAUGUGCGGUUCUGUGAAACCUACAGACUCACAAUCUGAUGACAGUGGCAGUCCCGUAGUCAACGGGACUCAUGUCAAGUCUGGAGAUACAAGUUCAUCCAGCGAGACAGCACCUCCUGAUGUUACAUCAAACAUCAAAGGUGGAAAUCGGCAGUCAGUAGAUACAGUUGCAGCACUUGGUGGUGAUGCUCCUACAGGACAACAACAAUCUUUAUCAGGUAACCAGGCAACGGGCAGCCGAACUGUGACGGCCGAGCUAGCCUUGGAUCCGACGGUUGAGCGAAAGAAUAUAUUGUCUGUGAUUGUUCCUGUAUUUAGUCGCCUUCUCCUGGAUGACCAAGAAUCUGUUCGUCUAAUGGCUGUGGAGUCCUUUAUGGGUCUGGUUCAGGCAUUGGGGCCAGCCGACACGGAAGCGAACCUUCUAGAUCUUAUUGAACAGACUGUGUCCGACAGUGCGUGGCGCGUGCGGUGUAUGCUCGCCGAGAAAUGUGUUAGCCUGUUUGUACUCCUGUCGCCCCAAGUUGCUCGAAAUAGUUUGGUGCCCCUCUUCAUUGGUCUCUUGCGCGACCAAGAGGCGGAAGUUCGAGCGGUUGCUGCCAGUAAAAUAAAGUCAUUUGCGCGCUGUCUCCUUGGACUUUCGCCUGUCGAUCCGAAUGCGCCCAACCCAUCCAAUCCGGUGGAACAGCUGGAUGCGUCAACGGACUUGACAAAAUCCAGCGAGGCCCCUGCACAAGUUACUCGGAUUCACAUUGACAGUGAUGUUGAUAUGGAGAAGAUGGCGGUUGUGGCAGCGGCCGACGAGACAGUCAUGACCAAGUUAUUACCAGCUAUCAGAACCCUAGCGGAUGACUCAAAUUCCCACGUUCGGUCUGCUCUGUCCAGUGCUAUCCUGGGACUUGCACCGUUAAUCGGUCGGAAUUUGACAGUAGAGCAUUUACUACCCAUUCUGCUAACCUAUCUGAAAGAUGACAGUCCAGAUGUUCGAUUCAACUUGAUAUCUAAUUUGGAGCAAUUGAAUUGUGUGAUUGGCUUGGAUCACGUUUCGAGCAGUCUGCUUCCAUCGGUGAUUCAGUUGGCCGAGGACCCCAAAUGGCGAGUUCGUCUAGUCCUAAUUGAGUACAUGCCUUCGCUGGCUGAUCAGUUGGGUGUACAUAUGUUCAACGGACAGUUGACAGAAAUUUGUCUGGCCUGGCUGGUAGACGAGGUUUGUGCGAUUCGCGAAGCUGCAGUGGAGAAUCUCGUGAAACUGGGUGUCAAAUUUGGAUCAGAAUGGAUGAAUCAGACAUUUGUGCCUCAGGUUGCGACACUAGCCACAGCUGAAAACUACCUGCACCGCAUGAUUUGCCUGCAGAGCGUGAUUCGGCUCAGCGAUAUUGUCGGUCCUGCAGUGUGUAAACAGCAUUUGCUCCCAGUCGUCUUGUCCAUGCAGGCGGACAAUGUACCAAACGUGCGGAUCAAGCGAGAGGUACUGGAAGUUGUGGAGCGUUUUACGUAUCUUGGAAGUUGUAUUAGUUCUGAUUGUAGUGUGACAGAUGAGGUGAAUGCACGAAUCUGCAAGGCUCGGGCCGCGUUUGCUAACUUGAGACACCUAUGGUAUCAGAAUGGUUUAUCACUGAAUCUGAAGGGACGUGUGUAUCAAGCUACAGUACGAGCUGUUUUGUUGUAUGGCCGUGAGACUUGGCCUAUUCGAGCAGCGGAACUGAGACGUGUUCAGGUGUUCGACAAUCGUUGUCUCAGAACCAUAGCUCGUGUGCGUUGGUAUCGGCGAAUCCGUAACGAGGUAGUUAGAAAGCGCGUUUUCGGUUGUGUAACGGGUACUUCCAUUGAAGAAUGUGUCCAGCACCAGAAGGUUGCUCAAUCCCUCGAAAAACUGGGUGUUCAGCUAGACCCUAAGGAUGUCGAAGGCGAAAUCCAAACUUGUCUGCGUCGUCUCGCUGAGGACCCUGAUCGGGACGUUAGAUUCUACACAGAGGAAGCUAUGGAAACCUUGCAUCUGUGCCCGGAAUCCGGGAAGCAAGCGUGCGCAGACGCUCUGCGCACACCAUCCGAACUGGUCAGAAGUGAACUGCCUGGUGAGGAACCUGCUAUAUUGACUGAUACACUUGCUGCGGACCACCCAGUUGCAGAAUAAUGGAUAUCUUCGGGGGACUUGUCAAACGGAUUCAUAAUACUCCCGGUAGACACUCCGAUUCGGUCAGUUUUGUGGAUCCCUCAUUUCGUUCCAACCUCCGUUUACAGAACUUUUGUAUAUGCUUUCCGCUCUAUGUGCCGAUCACAUGAACAGUCACUACACAUCUUGUUUUCACUGACCGACAGACAGCCGACCACUCCGUUCUGGACGGAAUCUGAAUACAUCUGAAUACAGUUUUUUCUACUUCUCCAAAGACAUUUGUGUUUGGUUGCCCACACUUUGGUUACUCGUUUUUCGAUGCACAAAUCUCCGAAGUCAGCUGGUCUACCCGCACCGCGCUAUGCUCCAUAAUCUCUUUUCCUGUAUACACCUAAACCACACUCACAUCAACUUCGAUCUGAACUGUUUUCACACUAGGCGGACUUUUGGCAGUUUGUAUUGUCUUCGCUUCUUGUUUUCUGCGGUGAUUUAAGAGAAAGAACGCUUUCCUUCAGUGUAGCGUUUCAGUGCCAACUCCGUCGCCCAUGAUUGUUACGUACAUCUGUUCGUUGGUUUGUAUCAUUGCCUCUUCUAGGAUGUAAAUGGUAGGAGUCACUUGUCCUUAGGCAUCUAAUGGGAACCAACAUGAGAUCCUUGACUGGUGUCUAAAUGUAUAUGCAUGUAGUGGUGUUUUGGAGUUUGACUGACGUCUUGUUCCUCUCCUGUCUGCUACAAUUGCACGUGAAUCUCGAACUGAAGCAAUAAU